Molecule: messenger RNA, 2991 nt
Organism: Molossus molossus (Pallas's mastiff bat)
Lineage: Eukaryota; Metazoa; Chordata; Mammalia; Chiroptera; Molossidae
Gene: CEP85L
Product: centrosomal protein 85 like
Exons: 13
Coding region: 39-2456 (805 amino acids)
Cellular component (GO): centrosome
Source: RefSeq, a predicted model, not a curated record
AGUCGGGCGGCCCCAGCCCACCGGCCCUCCCGCCCGCGAUGUGGGGACGCUUCCUGGCCCCGGAGGCCGGCGGCCGAGACAGCCCGGGCGGAGCCCGCAGCUUCCCAGCGGGCUCAGAUUAUUCUUCAUCCGCAUGGUUACCUGGUAGUGAAUCAUUGUGGCAGGCAGCUGUUCCAUCCAACCAUCGAAAUAACCACAUCAGGAGACAUAGCAUAGCUUCUGACAGUGGUGACACUGGCAUUGGAACUUCCUGUUCUGACAGCGUGGAAGAUCACUCAACUUCAAGUGGCACAUUAACUUUUAAGCCUAGUCGGUCAUUGGUUACUCUUCCUACUGCCCAUGUCAUGCCGUCUCACUCCAGCGCUUCAGUUUCCAAACACAGGGAAUCCUUGACAUCAGAUGGCUCGAAAUGGGGUGCAAGCCUCCUGCAAACAUUGGGAAACAACAGUAGGGGAGAGCAGGACUCUUCACUAGACAUGAAGGACUUCCGGCCCCUCCGGAAAUGGUCAUCUUUAUCCAAACUCACCGCCCCCGAUAACUGCAGUCAGGGUGGCACUGCACACACGGAGGAGUCAAGCAGUUGUCUGGAAAAGACGCGGAGAGGCAAGGCUUUCACAUCACAACCAAGGACACUGGGGCCUAGCUGCUUACAUGAUAGUAUGGAGAUGCUUAAGCUGGAGGACAAGGAAAUGAGUAAAAAACGAUCAACUCUGGACUGCAAAUAUAAAUUUGAGAGCUGUAGCAAAGAGGAUUUUAGAGCUGCUGCUUCCACUCUGAGGAGACAGGCCUUAGACAUGACAUACAGUGCCUUACCUGAAAGCAAGCCCAAUAUGACAAGCCCAGAGGCUUUGGAACCUCCGAAAUAUUUACUGCUUGGUCAGCAGGCAGUAGGUGGAGUACCCAUUCAGCCUUCUGUGAGGACACAGAUGUGGCUUACAGAGCAGUUGCGGACAAACCCUUUGGAAGGUAGAACUACAGAAGACUCCUACAGUUUAGCUCCUUGGCAACAGCAACAAAUUGAAGAAUUUCCACAAGAAAGUGAAACACCAAUGCAGGUUUUGACUGAAUCAUCUCGUCAAAGUUACUCACCUUCUGGCUAUCAGGAUUUCACAAAGUGGGAAUCAGUGCUGAAAAUAAAGGAAGGAUUACUAAGGCAGAAAGAAAUUGUGAUUGAUCGGCAGAAGCAACAAAUUACCCACCUACAUGAGCGGAUAAGGGAUAAUGAGUUACGGGCACAACAUGCCAUAUUAGGACACUAUGUAAAUUGUGGGGAUUCUUAUAUGUCUAAUUUGCAGCCACAAUAUGAGAACUCUUCACUCCAGUCUCCAUUUUCAGAUCGGUCAGUGUCCACUUCCCAGCAAGAGGAACUUGAGCAAAAGCUUGCAUCUACUGAGAAAGAAGUCUUACAGCUUAAUCAGUUUCUCAAACAAAGAAUGAGCCAAUUUAAUGAAGAGAAGAAGAAACUAGAGGAGAAGCUUAAAACCAGAGAUAGAUACAUCAGUAGCCUGAAAAAGAAGUGCCAGAAGGAAUCUGAACAAAACAGAGAGAAGCAGAGAAGAAUUGAGACCUUGGAAAAGUAUCUGGCUGAUCUUCCAACCCUAGAUGAUGUACAGAGUCAGAGUCUACAGCUGCAGGUUCUAGAAGAAAAAAACAAGAAUUUGCAAGAGACUUUGAUAGAUAUGGAAAAAAAUCUUGAAGAGAUUAAAAAACAGUGUCAAGAGAAAGAGACACAGCUAAUGUGCCAGAAAAAGAAAGAAAAGGAGUUGGUAACUACAGUUCAGAGUUUGCAGCAAAAGGUAGAAAGAUGCCUUGAAGAUGGAAUUCGCCUUCCUAUGUUAGAUGCAAAACAGCUUCAGAAUGAAAAUGAUAACCUGAGAGAACAAAAUGAGAAUGCUAAUAAGAUAAUAGAGAGCCAACAAGAUGAGAUUGACAGAAUGAUUUUAGAAAUUCAGUCUAUGCAAGGGAAACUUUCCGAAGAAAAACUAACUACUCAAAAGAUGAUGGAAGAGCUGGAAAAGAAAGAAAGGAACCUACAGAGAUUAACAAAAACAUUGCUUGAUAACCAAAGACAAGCAGAAGAGACAUGCUCUGUAUUGGAUCAGGGCCAGGAAACAGACCAGUCCAGGCAGCAGGCGGUUCUUCCCAAACGACCACUAUUUGAUUUGAGUGUGAUUGACCAACUGUUUAAGGAAAUGUCUUAUUGUUUAUUUGACUUGAAGGCACUGUGCAGCAUUCUUAAUCAGCGUGCCCAGGGCAAGGAGCCUAAUCUUUCAUUAUUACUGGGAAUCAGAUCACUGAACUGUUCAGCUGAGGAGACUGAGAAUGACCACAGCCAAGAAUCACUCACUAAAAAACUGUCAGAUGUUUGCCAGUUACGGAGGGACAUUGAUGAAUUAAGGACUACAAUAUCAGAUCGCUAUGCUCAGGACAUGGGAGAUAACUGCAUCACUCAGUGACAAGUGUUGGUCCCACAGCAAUAAUGACCCAUUCUUAAAUGCUGCUGUGUUCUUCACAUUUCUUUUUAGGAGCCCUGGGGUCUAUGGCUACACCACCCUGGACGCACCCGAUCUCGUCUGCUGUCUGAAGGAGCCGUGUUGGAGAGUUGCAAGUGACAUACAACUUGCACAUAGGAUUUUUUUCUGUGGAUUUGUUUUGUUGGGGAGAAAGAAGAUGUAAGGUGGCCCCAAGAAAACAAAACAAAAAAACAAAAAAAAAAUCUAAUCAGGACAAAAAAUCAAAUUACCAUUUGAAAAAUGUGAUGAAGUGUUUAAGAAAAAACAUUCUGUAUUCUCAAACUACUGAUUGUAGGACCAAGCUGUGAAGAGUGCCCUUCAGAUAGAGGGGGUGGGAUUACUUCUUACCUUAUGUUCUUUUGUGUGUGUGCGUGUUUGUGUGUGUGUGCAUGUGUGUUCACAAAAUGGUAAGGAUUUCUAGGGUCAAAGCAAAGCUUCUGGGAAGAGCACACACUGUUUAUUCUUGUAUUUUUUUUUU